AUGACCAAACUUUCUUUCGAAAACGUCGGAGAGUUCUCCGAGGCCCGAGCCAACGAGCUCUUCGAGUCUCACAAGAAGUACUUGGAAUGGAGAAAGACCGAAUGGGCCACUCGUGGCACGGAGGCUCUUGCCAAGCGUCAGGCUGCUCGUGCUGCCAACCACAAGACCUGGCGUCAAAUGAAGGGCUUCGAUCUCAUGAGACACGAAAUGAACCAUGCUGGAAACAAGCCUUUUGUGAUUGGAAUGGCCGUCAUGAGUGGAGUUUACUUGUGGGCCUUUACUUCCCAAUCUGCUGAAACUCGUGCUGGCUCGGAGUACUGGACCAAGUACCACAUGAAGAAGUAA
Cylindrotheca closterium is the source of this 345-nucleotide messenger RNA. The record is from the annotation of a GenBank genome assembly. Lineage: Eukaryota; Bacillariophyta; Bacillariophyceae; Bacillariales; Bacillariaceae.